Molecule: messenger RNA, 1077 nt
Organism: Aethina tumida (small hive beetle)
Lineage: Eukaryota; Metazoa; Arthropoda; Insecta; Coleoptera; Nitidulidae
Product: CD63 antigen-like
Exons: 5
Coding region: 122-835 (237 amino acids)
Cellular component (GO): membrane
Source: RefSeq, a predicted model, not a curated record
AACAAAACUGACCAAUGGCCAUGCGGAUUUUCAUCCUAAAGGUUAAUUACAUCCGAGAUACGCUCCUUAAGGACUAUGAUUCGAAUAGUUGGUGCAAAGUCCUGCGGACUGGUGGUUGAAAAUGAAGACGUGCGAACUCAGUUUGAUCAAGUAUCUCUUGUUUCUUUUUAAUUUGGUUUUUGCCAUAUCAGGAGUUGGAUUGAUAGUAGCAGGAUCCCUGGUCCUCGCAGAUGUCGGGGAAUACAGUCACUUCAUGGAGGGCAAGGUCCUUGCGCCUCCUGUCGUCCUGAUUGUGGCAGGAUGCAUCGUGUUCCUGGUCGCGUCCCUCGGUUGCUACGGAGCGAUCAGGGAGUCUUAUUACAUGUUGAUGGCGUUUGCAUUGUGCCUGUUGAUAAUUUUCGUAAUAGAAUUGGCAGUGGGAAUAGCUGCAGCUGUUUAUAAGAGCCAGUUCCACACUGGAAUUAAGGACUUGAUGAGCAAAUCCAUGGACAAUUACGAAGUCAGCAAAUCUGACAGGAUAGCUUGGGAUAAUUUACAAUCAAAGCUGGAAUGUUGCGGCGUAGACGGACCAAACGACUGGCCGAAGGACAAACGUCCACUGUCCUGCUGCCACGCGCCCAGAGAAGGGGCGGAACCACCGACUGCGGUCCACUGCAGGAAUGCGCUAGCAGGAGACGACUUCCUCUACUCGUACGGCUGCUUCGACGAGCUGCAGAUGAAGGCGGACAAGGCUUCCAAAGUUCUCAUCGGCGUAGGAAUCGGAAUCGCUUUCAUCGAGAUAAUCGGCAUAAUUUUGGCUUGUUGGUUGGCUUCGGCAGUCAAAAAUAAGGAAUGAGAAUACGCCUAAUUUAUUUUCUUUUUUUUAAUUUAACAUCAGUACAAAAAAUACAAAUAUUUAUUUAUUGCAAUAAUUCUCUUUAGUUAUUAGUUUUUUAAUUGUUACCAAAUUUUAUAUUGUACAUAUUUUACUAUUUUAUAGAAAGUAAUAAUUUAUUUAUUAAAUGUUAGUAAUAAUUAAAUACUUUAAUAUACAUGUUAGCUUAUAUAAAUUUAAAUAAAAGUUAUAUCUAAAUAUGA